Molecule: messenger RNA, 285 nt
Organism: Aspergillus chevalieri
Lineage: Eukaryota; Fungi; Ascomycota; Eurotiomycetes; Eurotiales; Aspergillaceae
Product: Con-6 family protein
Exons: 3
Coding region: 1-285 (94 amino acids)
Cellular component (GO): cytoplasm
Source: RefSeq, a predicted model, not a curated record
AUGAAGGACAUCGAAAACGUCGCUCGGGGCUACAAAGCCGCCAUCAAAAACCGAAACGUCUCCGACGAAGGCCGCCUCCACGCCGAAGAAGAACUCAAGCGAAUCCAAUCCAACGAGACUCCGAGCGAAGGAGGCCUUAGCGACGACGAAGCAAGACAUAACAAAAACGUUGCGCGGGGCUUGAAAGCGGCGACCCAUAAUCCGAAUGUCACGGAUGUUGGGAAGCAGCAGGCGAGGAAUCGGUUGGAGAGUAUGGGGGAGCAUCCGGAGCGGCCGGCUGAUUAG